This is a messenger RNA of Naegleria gruberi, 792 nucleotides long. RefSeq lists its product as uncharacterized. Gene Ontology annotation, biological process: translational initiation; ribosome disassembly. Lineage: Eukaryota; Heterolobosea; Eutetramitea; Acrasida; Naegleriidae. Bases 1 to 792 code for a protein of 263 amino acids. Gene Ontology annotation, molecular function: ribosome binding; translation initiation factor activity. The record is from RefSeq and is a predicted model, not a curated record. The transcript has a single exon.
AUGUAUCAUACUACUGCUGUUCCUAAGAGUGCCAAUGAAGGAGAAGAUGAGGCAGCUUACUUGGAUCGUGUUGCUCAAGAACUUGAUAUUAAAUGGUCCAAUUAUUUCAAAGCUAGAACAACAUCUUCUAAAAAAGAAAAGGCUCUCCGAACAAGCAAGACCAUUCUUGUAGCCAAGGAAGAGGAACUCGGAAUUGACCAAAUUACUAAACCUGUAAAUUAUGAAAUUCCAGAAGAAUUUACACACUAUAGACUUAUUCGUGUCAGUGAUGGUACAAUGAUUGCCGAUAAAAUUGAUAGAGAAUCAGCAGAAGAAAUUGCACUCAAUGAAGGAUUAGAUUUAAUCCUAGUUGUAGAUUCUGUUAGCCCACCAGUUGUUAAAUUGGGUGAUUAUGUUGUAUUUUUAAAACAUGCAAUUAUCAAGGACAAGUUGAGCCAGUUGAAGGAUUUAGAAAAGGAAUUGGAAGAGAAGAAGACUAAGGAAAUUAGAUUUUCUGCUAAUAUUGAUACUCAUGAUUUGGAUGUCAAGAUGAAGAAAAUGAUCAAGUUUUUGGUGACAGGAAAAAAGGUAAAGAUUUUGUGUUUCCGUGUUGAAAAUGAAGAACAAGCUUUCCAAAUGUUAAAAGACUUUGUUGGUAAAGCUAAGGAAAAACUUGCUAAUGAAUUCCCUGGUAUGGAUUUAAAGAAAGCCCUUGAAGAAGAUAAACCAUUCAAGCAAAAGAAUGAAUACAUGCUUACUAUCAAGAUGAAGGACGACUUUUUGGCAAAAGCAAAGAAGGCCAACAAACAAUAA